CAACACGGGCUUCAGGGUGAAACUUUUCACGAGUGUCUUCCGGUUUGCUUGUUGUCCAGAAAAGCUGAAAAGACUCGCGCAGCCCAGCCAGGAGAUGCCAAAUUGUCAUGGAAAUUAGACAACACCCACAGACUCGUCCUCUGACGCAGAUGGAGAUGGCAGGGCCGAGCAGCAGCACGCGGCCGGUGAAGAUGAAGGUCUGGGGAGGCCUGCAGCAGCGCUGGAAGUUGCUGGGUGUGUUUGAAAUCAACCAGCAGCAUGAACUCUACCAGCUCACCUGCAUGAUGAAGGAGGGCCUGGCUACUGCUGUGCAGAACACCAUCGACAACCCGAUACCCAACGAACUCUCUGAAGAUGAUUACCAACUUGAGGUGACACAAAUCCAUAAGGACUUUAGGAUGGAAACGUUUGCAGGGCCAGUGUUUGCCAGCCUGCGGCGCUCUCUGGGGAUGACCGAGAAAGAGUAUCAGCAUUCUCUCUCCUCUGAAGACUGCUACCUGCAGUUCAUCAGCAAUUCAAAAAGCAAAGCAGACUUCUUUCUAACGAAUGAUAAACAGUUCUUCCUGAAGACACAGAGCAGAAGGGAGAUUCGAUUCCUCCUAUCUCAUCUAAAGCAUUACAUGGAACAUCUGGAGAAGUACCCCCACUCUCUCCUGGUGAAGUUUUUAGGUGUUCAUAGCAUCAAGUUCACCCGUCGGAGGAAGUACUUUAUGGUGAUGCAAAGUAUCUUCUAUCCUGAUGAAAGAAUAUGUGCCAGAUAUGAUAUCAAGGGCUGUGAAGUGAGCCGGUGGACCAACCCAGCACCCGAGGAGAGUCAGGUCGUCGUUGUUCUCAAAGAUCUCAAUUUUGAGGGAAAGUUUAUAACAUUAGACAAACAGCGGCCCUGGCUGUUACGUCAGGUGCAAAUCGACACGUCUUUCCUGCAGACACUGAAUGUACUAGACUACAGCCUCCUGCUGGCCCAUCAGCCCCUGCAUGAGGACGAGCGUCACCCCAGCCUAUCCUUCGCCACCUUUAUCCUGCGCGCCAAGAAAUCCCUUACUGUGCGCUACACAAGGCCAGUGACAGGCAGGUCAUUAAACACAUGCUCAUCUGCUGCGGUACCAGGAGUGGUGCCUGAGGAAGACUCAAGCAUCCAAAACACAGAACUGGAUUCAGAGACGUCUCGGGCAGAAUUUGGAGAACAGAGCGAGGGGGCCUCUAAGGUUGGAUCAGACUCGGCUGAAGUGCUGGAGUUUCAGGCCCAGAACCGGCGUCUGCUGCCUAACUACAAAAACCCGAUUCACGUAAUAGACGGGCCAGAGCAGCGCUAUUUCAUUGGCAUCAUUGACAUCUUUACUGUUUAUGGCUUCAAGAAGAGGCUUGAACACCUGUGGAAGAGGCUGAGGCAUCCUAGGCAAAGUUUCUCCACUGUCAGCCCUCCUGCUUACUGUCUGAGACUGUGCCAAUGGGUACAGGACCAUACCAAGUAGACGGUGAUGGAGGGGAUUAAUAGUGGGGGACAGUAAUGACUGGAAGAUGAGCAGAUGUGCUGAAAAACAUGCUGUAGAUACUCACAUACUGUAUGGUCAUAUUAAAGCAAAAAGAAUGAAAUUUGCUCUGGUAAAUAAGAGUGCCUAUGUGUGUUGGCUAGCAUUUAGCCACAAUGCUAACACAAGAUCCUACUACUAAGGGUUUUUGGUUAAAAAUAAUAAGACUACACGCACUACAAUCCCCUCGCAAAGACACCGGAGUAAUUCUAUGUUUAUAGUGAAGUUCAUACAAAGUUGUAAGUUAAUGCAUUAAAGGUUUUCAUUAUAUAAUUCUUUAAAAGUUAUUUACAGUUUAAGUUAAUUAUUUAAAAGUAAAAUAUAGAGGUUGGUUUGUGGUUCAAAAGAUCAUAUAGAAAUGUUAACAAAAUCUGUGAAAGUAUUUCUUUUUGUGCUGACAUUGUGGCUACAUAUGGACAUCUGUUUGGUAAAAACUGAACUGGUCAGUGUAAGAAGUGUAGUGAUGAAUGUUGGUGGGGUUUUUCCCCCCUCCUCUUCUUCAGCUAUAAAACUCCAAAGAGAUGACGCAUCCAGCUGCAGCGUCUGUUUUCCAAAUGAGAAUACUUAUAUAGUAUCACAAAAGUGAGUACACCCCUCACAUUUUUGUAAAUAUUUGAUUAUAUCUUUUCAUGUGACAGCACUGAAGAAAUGACACUUUGCUACAGUGUAAAGUAGUGAGUGUACAGCUUGUGUAACAGUGUAAAUUUGGCAACAAAAGUGAGUACACCCCUAAGUGAAAAUGUCCAAAUUGGGCCCAAAGUGUCAAGAUUUUGUGUGGCCACCAUUAUUUUCCAUCACUGCCUUAACCCUCUUGGGCAUGGAGUUCAUCAGAGCUUCUCAGGUUGCCACUGGAGUCCUCUUCCACUCCUCCAUGACGACAUCGCGGAGCUGGUGGAUGUUAGAGACCUUGUGCUCCUCCACCUUCUGUUUGAAGAUACCCCACAGGUGCUCAAUAGGGUUUAGGUCUGGAGACCUUGAGCAAGGCCCUUAACCCUCUCUGCUCCAGGGGUGCUGUAUCAUGGCUGACCCUGCGCUCUGCCCACAGCUUACUGACAGGCUGGGGUAUGCGAAGAAAACAAUUUCAUUGUGCUCUACUGUAUAUGUGACCAAUAAAGACUCAUCAUCAUCAUCAUCAUUCCUGCAAUGCAUUACAAUAAAAUAGUAAGCAUU
This is a messenger RNA of Ictalurus punctatus (channel catfish), 2699 nucleotides long. It is a transcript of the gene pip5kl1, whose product is annotated as phosphatidylinositol-4-phosphate 5-kinase-like 1. The coding region runs from base 108 to 1472 and encodes 454 amino acids. The transcript has 11 exons. Gene Ontology annotation, molecular function: phosphatidylinositol kinase activity. Lineage: Eukaryota; Metazoa; Chordata; Actinopteri; Siluriformes; Ictaluridae. The record is from RefSeq and is a predicted model, not a curated record. Gene Ontology annotation, biological process: phosphatidylinositol metabolic process.